Messenger RNA from Anguilla anguilla (European eel), 4377 nucleotides. RefSeq names its product transferrin-a (gene tfa). NCBI's taxonomy places the organism in Eukaryota, Metazoa, Chordata, Actinopteri, Anguilliformes, Anguillidae. The coding region runs from base 119 to 4177 and encodes 1352 amino acids. The transcript has 30 exons. Gene Ontology annotation, cellular component: recycling endosome; extracellular region; plasma membrane. Gene Ontology annotation, biological process: antibacterial humoral response; iron ion transport. The record is from RefSeq and is a predicted model, not a curated record.
ACAAACAGAGUUUUUUUCCAGCAAACUCAGCCCACCCGUCGCGUAUAAAAGGCGCGGGGCUGGCCUGGUUUUCAUCUGCACUUUUCCCAAUCGGUAACAACGCCAGAAUCCCACAGACAUGAAGGCUGUCGUGUCUUUGCUCCUCAUUGGAUGCCUCGCCUCGGCACUGGCAGCUCCUCCGGUGAAAUGGUGCGCGCAGUCUGAAGCAGAGAAGAAGAAAUGUGACGACCUAGCGGGCAAAAAUGAACUGAAGGACCUUUUGACGUGCGUGCAGAAAGAAGGGGCAGAUGGUUGCAUAAAAGCCAUUAAGGCUAGGGAUGCAGAUGCUGUUACCCUAGAUGGAGGUGAUAUCUACCAUGCUGGACUCGAAAACUACGACCUGCACCCGAUCAUCGCCGAGGACUACGGCCCAGGUUCUGACACCUGCUACUACGCUGUUGCCGUGGCAAAGGUGGGCACCAACUUCGGGUUCAAUGAUCUGAACAGGAAGAAGUCAUGUCACACGGGCCUGGGGAAGUCUGCUGGUUGGAAAAUUCCCAUCGGUACUCUGCUAGCUCAGAAUCGGAUCUCCUGGGGUGGAAUCGACGAUGAAAGUCUUGUGAAAGCCGUGUCAGAGUUCUUCUCUGAAAGUUGUGUUCCGGGAGCUGACCAGGAUAUGCACGCUAAGAAGUACAACAACCUGUGUAGUCUGUGCGGGAACGACUGCUCCCGUACACACAAGAAUCCCUACUAUGACUACAGUGGAGCCUUCAAGUGCCUGGUGGAGCGUGGUGGUGAUGUAGCCUUUGUGAAACAUACGACAGUCCCAGACUCAGAGAAAUCAAAAUACGAGCUGCUGUGUAAGGAUGGCACCAGGAAGAGCGUCAAUGACUUUGCUACAUGCUACCUGGCCAGAGUGCCCGCCCAUGCUGUGGUCAGCCGUAAGGACGCAGACCUGACUGAACGUAUCUGGCAAAUGCUUCAGACAGCCAUGAAAUUUUCCCUUUUCUCGUCCACCAACUACAAAGCCAAGGACCUGCUCUUCAAAGACUCCACUGUCAAACUGGUCCAGAUUCCCAAGAGCACAGAGAGCUUCCUUUACCUGGGUGCAGAGUAUAUGAGCAUCGUCCGCUCGCUGCAGAAAGCUGGCACUGACAUGAAGCGGGAUGCCAAGGAGGUGAAGUGGUGCGCGGUGGGGCUUGAGGAGACCAAAAAAUGCGAUAACUGGGGCUCAAGCAUCGAUGCAGACUCUGGAAAAGACAAGAUCAGCUGUGCUACUGCACCCACCGUGGACAACUGCAUAAAAAAGAUCAUGCGUAAAGAGGCAGAUGCCAUGACGUUGGAUGGAGGGGAGUUGUACACUGCGGGGUUGUGUGGCCUGGUUCCGGUCAUGGCGGAGCAGUAUGAUGAAGCUAAAUGUAGUAAUUCUGGAGAUACCCCCGCCUCCUCUUACUAUGCUGUUGCCGUGGCGAAGAAGGGCACAGGCUUCUCCUGGGCUGACCUGAGGGGCAAGAAGUCGUGUCACACUGGAAUGGGGCGCACUGCGGGCUGGAAUGUCCCCAUGGGUCUCAUCCACAAGGACACAAAUGACUGUGAAUUCUCCAGUUUCUUCAGCGAGAGCUGUGCCCCUGGGGCCGACGAGGGGUCCAGUCUGUGCAAACUGUGCGUCGGCAAGGGAAAGGACAACGUGGGAGGCGUCAAGUGCAGAGCUAGCACAGAGGAGCUUUACUUUGGCUAUGCCGGAGCGUUCAGGUGCCUGGUGGAGGGUGGUGGUGAUGUAGCCUUUGUGAAACAUACGACAGUCCCAGACUCAGAGAAAUCAAAAUACAAGCUGCUGUGUAAGGAUGGCACCAGGAAGAGCGUCAAUGACUUUGCUACAUGCCACCUGGCCAAAGUGCCCGCCCAUGCUGUGGUCAGCCGUAAGGACGCAGACCUGGCUAACCGUAUCUGGCAAAUGCUUCAGACGGCCAUGAAAUUUUCCCUUUUCUCGUCCACCGACUACAAAGCUAAGGACCUGCUCUUCAAAGACUCCACUGUCAAACUGGUCCAGAUUCCCAAGAGCACAGAGAGCUUCCUUUACCUGGGUGCAGAGUAUAUGAGCAUCGUCCGCUCGCUGCAGAAAGCUGGCACUGACAUGAAGCGGGAUGCCAAGAAGGUGAAGUGGUGCGCGGUGGGGCAAGAGGAGACCAAAAAAUGCGAUAGCUGGUCCUCAAGCAUCGAUCCAGACUCUGGAAAAGACCAGAUCAGCUGUGCUACUGCACCCACCGUGGACGACUGCAUCAAAAAGAUCAUGCGUAAAGAGGCAGAUGCCAUGACGUUGGAUGGAGGGGAGUUGUACACUGCGGGGUUGUGUGGCCUGGUUCCGGUCAUGGCGGAGCAGUAUGAUGAAGCUAAAUGUAGUAAUUCUGGAGAUACCCCCGCCUCCUCUUACUAUGCUGUUGCUGUGGUGAAGAACGGCACAGGCUUCUCCUGGGCUGACCUGAGGGGCAAGAAGUCGUGUCACACUGGAAUGGGCCGCACUGCGGGCUGGAACGUCCCCAUGGGUCUCAUCCACAAGGACACAAAUGACUGUGAAUUCUCCAGUUUCUUCAGCGAGAGCUGUGCCCCUGGGGCCGACGAGGGGUCCAGUCUGUGCAAACUGUGCGUCGGCAAGGGAAAGGACAAAGUGGGAGGCGUCAAGUGCAGAGCCAGCACAGAGGAGCUUUACUUUGGCUAUGCCGGAGCGUUCAGGUGCCUGGUGGAGGGUGGUGGUGAUGUAGCCUUUGUGGAACAUACGACAGUCCCAGACUCAGAGAAAUCAAAAUAUGAGCUGCUGUGUAAGGAUGGCACCAGGAAGAGCGUCAAUGACUUUGCUACAUGCUACCUGGCCAGAGUGCCCGCCCAUGCUGUGGUCAGCCGUAAGGACGCAGACCUGGCUGAACGUAUCUGGCAAAUGCUUCAGACAGCCAUGAAAUUUUCCCUUUUCUCGUCCACCAACUACAAAGCCAAGGACCUGCUCUUCAAAGACUCCACUGUCAAACUGGUCCAGAUUCCCAAGAGCACAGACAGCUUCCUUUACCUGGGUGCAGAGUAUAUGAGCAUCGUCCGCUCGCUGCAGAAAGCUGGCACUGACAUGAAGCGGGAUGCCAAGGAGGUGAAGUGGUGCGCGGUGGGGCAUGAGGAGAUCAAAAAAUGCGAUAGCUGGUCCUCAAGCAUCGAUCCAGACUCUGGAAAAGACCAGAUCAGCUGUGCUAAUGCACCCACCGUGGACGACUGCAUCAAAAAGAUCAUGCGUAAAGAGUCAGAUGCCAUGGCGUUGGAUGGAGGGAAGUUGUACACUGCGGGGAUGUGUGGCCUGGUUCCGGUCAUGGCGGAGCAGUAUGAUGAAGCUAAAUGUAGUAAUUCUGGAGAUACCCCCACCUCCUCUUACUAUGCUGUUGCCGUGGUGAAGAAGGGCACAGGCUUCUCCUGGGCUGACCUGAGGGGCAAGAAGUCGUGUCACACUGGAAUGGGCCGCACUGCGGGCUGGAACGUCCCCAUGGGUCUCAUCCGCAGGGACACAAAUGACUGUGAAUUCUCCAGUUUCUUCAGCGAGAGCUGUGCCCCUGGGGCCGACGAGGGGUCCAGUCUGUGCAAACUGUGCAAGGGAAAGUACAACAGGGGAGGCGUCAAGUGCAGAGCUAACACAGAGGAGCUGUACUACGGCAACAGCGGAGCUUUCCGGUGCCUGGCGGAGGUUGGUGAUGUUGCCUUUGUGAAACACAAAACUGUGGGAGAGAACAGUGAUGGAAAUGGUCCCUCCUGGGCGUCGGCCCUGAAGUCUGCUGAUUUUGAGCUGCUGUGCCUUGAUAAUACAAGGGCCCCGGUUUCUGACUACGUGAAAUGUCACCUGGCCAAAGUGCCCGCCCACGCCGUCGUGACCCGGCCCGAGAUGCGGGACCAGGUGGUGGCUGUCCUGAAGGACCAGGAGAGCCUGUUCGGAAUCAACGGCUUCAACACUGGCUUGUUUAAGAUGUUCCAGUCCGAAGGGAGUAACCUCCUCUUUGAAGACUCCACCAAGUGUCUCCAGGAGGUGAUUAAAGGCCAGAGUUUCAAGGACUUCCUGGGGAAAGAAUAUUACGACGCUGUGACCUCGCUCAAGACUUGCUCCACCAGCGUGUCAGGCCCCACAGAACUGGAGAAGGCCUGCACUUUCCACACCUGCCAGCAGAAGGCGUAGAAGAGCAUCACUCACCCUCACAAACCCCCUGUCUUUGGCAGUUCGCCAACCAUCUGCAUGCAAGGGGGCAGGGAGUUCUUUGUUUUGUUCAGCUUCUGGUUGAUUCUGAAAAAAUGUACAAAACGAACACAUAAAAACUCUGCAAUAAUAAACUGCUACAGCACGGUACCUAGAACCUGAAAGGCUUUUAUCAACCAUUA